AUGCUUUCAAAAUCGAAGCAUUUGUAUCCUUUAUCACGAUACUGGGCUCGAUCAUGUUUGGAUAGCUAUAGACGAGAUUAUGUCAAUCAUAACUAUUGCAGAAUUACAACUCUAUUCCACAAUCCGUUUUCCUCUUCGGCUGAGCCAGUUAAGACUAGUGAUAAACCCGAGCUUCCCGGCUGGGUUAAUUAUCCUGUUAAGGACAAAAAUGCCAGCAAUCUGAAAGAUGAAGAUUUUGUUCCUCCUUCAUUGUCUUCCUGGAUCGAAAACCAACACUCGGCUGCCCAAAGAGAUGAUAUUUUUGAGAGUGAUGUGGACAAGAUAAGUAACAUCUUAACGGGCCAUUUCAAAUCCCCGGAUUCAGUCGUUAAAGCAUUGGAGGCUUGUGAUGUUGAUUUGUCAAAUGACCUGGUCGAGCAAGUACUGUGUAGAUUUAGCAGUGAGUGGGUACCAUCACUCGGGUUUUUCAAGUGGGUCGAGUUGCGAAACGGGUUUAAACACCCACCUAACAUUUACAAUCUAAUGGUCAACAACUUGGGGAAAGUGAAAAAAUUCGAGCUGAUGUGGGAUUUAGCCGAGGAAAUGAAAAAUCUAGAAGGGUACUUCACUUUGGACACGAUGACCAAAAUCAUGAGGCGGCUCGCAAAGGCCAGGAAGUACGAGGAUGCAAUCGAGGCAUUCGAAAAUUCGGAAUUAUUCGGGAUCGAAAAGGAUACAUCAGCCUUAAAUAGAUUAAUAGAAGCAUUAGUAUAUCAGGGGAGUGUUGAGCACGGCGAACAAGCUUAUUUCAAAUUUAAAGAAAAUAUUCCCCCUUCUCAACAGACUUUUAAUAUAUUGGUCCAAGGUUGGUGCAAAAUGAAGCAAAUGGGGAAGGCCAAGGAAACAGUGAAUGAGAUGUUGGCCCACGGCUUUGGGCCGAACUUGCUUACCUACACGAGCUUCAUUAGGACCUACUGCUGCGAAAAGGAUUUUCGUAAGGUUGAUGCGACUUUAGCGGUAAUGGAGAGGGAAGGCAUUUAUCCCAAUGUGGUGACGUACACUAUAAUGAUGAAGUCCUAUGAAAAAGCAAAGGAAUUCAAAAAAGCCAUGGAGGUUUACGAACUAACGAAGAAAAACAACUGUCCACCCGAUGCCUCGUUAUAUACGGCCUUCAUUGGUAUUCUGGGCCGAAUGAGCAGAGUUGAAGAUGCGUACGAGGUUUUUGAUGCCAUGUCCAGGCAAGGAGUGGACCCAAACGUGUCGACUUACAAUAUGCUGAUUUUUAUAUCGGCCAGUAGGUGUCAAGAGGAGAAGGCACUUACUUUGCUUAAGAUAAUGGAGGAAAAUAAAUGCAAGCCGAAUUUCAAUACAUACGGUCCCCUACUGAAAAUGUGCUGCAGGUUGGGGAGAAUGAAGGUGCUUACGUUUUUGUUGAGUUACAUGUUUAAAAACAAUGUGAGUCUUGAUCCGACGACUUAUUCGCUUUUGGUCGGCCUGCUGUGUAGGAAUGGGAAUGCCGCUAGGGCGUGCUCGUUUUUCGAGGAGAUGGUGGAUAAGGGUCUUGUGCCGACGGAUGGUUCGUAUGUGGGUUUGGUUAAAGCACUCGAUGAGAAGGGCUUGCUUGAGGAGAAGGAACGGGUCAAAAAAGCGAUGUCACGGUUUAAAGAAGGGUUUGAGUAG
This is a messenger RNA of Striga hermonthica, 1659 nucleotides long. The record is from the annotation of a GenBank genome assembly. NCBI's taxonomy places the organism in Eukaryota, Viridiplantae, Streptophyta, Magnoliopsida, Lamiales, Orobanchaceae.